Messenger RNA from Dentiscutata erythropus, 204 nucleotides. The record is from the annotation of a GenBank genome assembly. Lineage: Eukaryota; Fungi; Glomeromycota; Glomeromycetes; Diversisporales; Gigasporaceae.
AUGUGGUUACAAAAAGCGGGAGAAGAUGAUGAUAAAUGUCAAUAUGGAAGUGAAAUUGAUCCUAUUAUGAAUGGUAAGGUUAUAAACAUAUAUUCGGCUGAAUGGACAUAUCCGUAUAAGUCGGGUGUAAGAACAAGGAAAGUUAGGUUAAACCUACUUACUGAAUCAGCCGAAGCCGAUAGUCUUGAGCUACUUUUGAACGAG